Molecule: messenger RNA, 2678 nt
Organism: Xyrauchen texanus (razorback sucker)
Lineage: Eukaryota; Metazoa; Chordata; Actinopteri; Cypriniformes; Catostomidae
Product: chloride channel CLIC-like protein 1
Exons: 9
Coding region: 1004-1900 (298 amino acids)
Cellular component (GO): endoplasmic reticulum; membrane
Molecular function (GO): chloride channel activity
Source: RefSeq, a predicted model, not a curated record
GUGAUCAUGAGGGUGUCAAGCUGUUCGUUGUUUGGAUUUUGGAGUUUCUUUGUUUUUAGUGGUCUGUCAGUUAUUACCUUUGCAUAUAUCGAUCAUAACAAUGAAGUAUGGACUGAUACGUUUGACCCCAUAAAGCAAAGCGGUCAAUGACUUUCUCGUUGAAAUCAGGCAUGUUGAGGACUAGUUCCCUGCAUUCAGACGUUCCUGGCCCAUUGAAUUUCACAGGAAUGUCUUAACUCAUGUCAAAGUUGAGAAACAUCUCUCAGCUUCUGCUGUUGUCAUGGGAGUAGUUAUGAGGAUGUUCAACAGAGUCACAGUCUCAGAGAAUAUCUCCUGGAGGUUGUAGCUCAUGAGAACCUGGUACAGUGCCAGUGCACCACAGCAGCCCUUGAAUUCAGGAUUCUCAAAGAUCAGAGAGAGUUCUGUCUUGAGCUUUGCCUUGUUCAGCAUGGUGUAUGCAUUCACAGUGGCAUUCAGAGCCUCAUCAGGAAAUGAAUGGCAGUACCUUUCAAACAUAUCUGCUUGCAGUAAGGUAGCACUCACAAGGUGGCCAGUGAAAGAGAACCUUGCUUUGGUGUGAUCCAGGAUGGUGUCGCAGACCUCUUCAGUCUCCUCUUCUCUAAAAGAGAACUAUCGAAUGAUAUUGUUUAAUCUUACCUUAUGGCCUGCACACUGCUUGUGAAGCUGUCGAGGGCCCGUUUGAUGAAGACAGCAUCGAUGUCCUUCUUCUGGAGCUUCUGGUACAGAGUAUCGACGUGGAGCAUGAUUUUGUGAAAAAGCCACAGGAAAAAAAUUCAAUCUUCAUCAUGUAGCAUCCUCACAUAGCCAGAUGCCUCUCUCAUGGUGGGCUGGUCAAAAUGAACCCAAUGAACCCGUCCUGAUGGCUUCAAAACAUUGUAUGAGGUCGUCUCGAUUCUCGUAGUCAGUGUUCACGACUCUACUGUUGAAUUUCCACCGUGUGGAUGAAGUUCUGGGCAGUCUUCGUGCAACAGUCUGGUCAAGAAUGCUGGGUGAACAUAAAAAGAGGGGGACUACCACCUGCCAACAGCCAGCAUGUCUUCCAGUAUUCAAGCGUUUCCUUUCCAAGCUUCUUAAAGAAACUGAAAAACUUGCCCAUCUUGAUGAUGCAAACAUAGUCAUGCAUUAUGACACUGAGGUGAAGCUGUCCAAGCAAUCAGUGGCAGAGAUCCAGAAGCUUUUAAAUGAUGAAAACAGCUGGACCACUGGAGGCAUGGAUGAGGCUCUCAGUCAAAUUCUGGUCAACUUCAAACUCCAUGACCAUGAAGCUUGGAAGUGGCGAUUUGAAGAUACCUUUCAUGUAGACAUUUACACUGUCAUGGAGAUUCUUAUGUGUGUUCUGAUUAUCUGCCUUAUAAUGUUGGUUGUGUGGCCCUGGUUUUUCCAGUUCAAGAAAUGGUUUACUGUCUGCUUUUUUAUUAGCAUUAUCUGGAACUGGUUCUAUCUUUAUAUGCUUGCUUUUUCUGAGCACCAGAAAAAUGUUGUGCAGAUGGAGAGCUUCAAUGAGAAAUGUAGUGGGAUGAAACAAAUGGACUGGAAGGACAGUUUGUCAGAGUGGUAUAGAAGUACAUGGACUCUUCAAGACGACCCUUGCAAAAAGUACUAUGAGGUCCUGGUGGUGGAUCCCAUUCUACUUGUACCACCGACAAAGGCUAUCACAGUCACCAUAACCAGCUUCGUGACAGAUCCCCUGAAGCAAAUUGGGCAGGGCAUCAAUGAGUUCAUAAGAGCGUCGUUGAAGGAUCUGCCAAUCACUCUCCAGAUCCCUGUGCUUUUUAUUAUUGCACUAGCAAUUGUGGUUUUAUUGUAUGGAAGUACCCGAGCAACUAUGCAGCAUGCCUUACCUGGCCCCAGAUUCAGGGACGUAGCUAACAAAGGUUGAUUCUAUAGGGUCCCACAUUCACAGGGUCCCCAAACUUUUGACAUAAUGAUCUUUUUUCUUUUUUUCUUUGGAGAGAUGUGCAAUGAAGGCUACAGUCACAAUAUCAGAAAUUCAAAUGCAUGUGUAUUAUGUGUAUUGUGAAGUAUAUUAGAUCUGUACAAGUGUCCAAUUGUGCAAAAAGAGAGAUUUUUUACAUUUCCACUUAUAACAUAAAGACUUCAAUAAUCAAUAAUUAAACAAUAAGUAAAAAAAUAGGCAACUCAUGAAGCACAUGCCUACCCAUACGCAGAAAUGUUCACAUAUAAGAAAUUAAACAAUACUGUGGCAGGGCGGAGGGCGGCGCCGGGUAGUGAUUAUACACACCCGGUCCCUUAUCAGGCUAAUUAAGCCUCCGAGAGGGAUAAAGGCCGAUGGCAGACGGUGGUGCGACGAGAGAGAGAUGACAUGUCCGUCAUGUGUGUGUUUUGUCUUUUGUUUCAGUUUACCAAUUAAACUUUUAUUUAUAUUAUCAAGCCGGUUCUCGCCUCCUCCUUUCCAUCGAACUACGUUACAAAUACAAACCAAAACAAAUCCUAAAAUAAAGGUUCAAAUUGGAACCCUCUUUUAAGGUUCAUUCAAGAACCAUCAAGAAUCCUAUUUGAACCUUUUCUAGACAGCCUGCACAGGUCCGUUCUCUUCUUAUACAUUUUUCAUAUCAAUUUAUUAAUACAUAACACAGUAUAAUCAAAUCAUAACAUUUUGUUAAAAAUAAAAAUUGAAAGAGUCUGUACAGAAAAUC